Aspergillus niger is the source of this 1128-nucleotide messenger RNA. RefSeq lists its product as uncharacterized. Bases 1 to 1128 code for a protein of 375 amino acids. Lineage: Eukaryota; Fungi; Ascomycota; Eurotiomycetes; Eurotiales; Aspergillaceae. The transcript is spliced from 6 exons. The record is from RefSeq and is a predicted model, not a curated record.
AUGAACUACCUACUCUUCAUAGGUGUGGAGCGCGAUGUCUCGAUAGUGACCCCCUCAAUAGCAGAUGCCAUCAGAUUCAGCCAAUUUAAAAUGCCAUUUUUCAACCAAGCUAUGGUUAAUCGGGUUUUGAGGCGACGGCGACAACCGAGUUCAGCCCCGAAUCCUACUCCUGAGCUCCAGCAGCGAAAGUCCUUCCCCAAUGGAAUCAAAACCCUCUGUAGCCCGGAUGAUGGGACAAUUGACAUCGUCUUCAUUCAUGGGUUAACUGGUGACCGUGAAGCUACAUGGACUGCCGAAGGUGCAACUGAACCCUGGCCCAAAAGUCUCUUGCCAUCCAUACUCCCAACAGCUCGUAUUCUCACAUUCGGCUACGAUGCAUUUGUGGUCGAUUGGCGACGCCCAGUUUCAGAGAACUUCAUCGGCAAUCAUGCCUGGAAUCUGCUGACAUCUCUUUCAUCGUACCGAGAUAACGACGACACGGCCUUGUUUCAGUCGAGGCAACGAUCGGAGAAACAUCUUCAAAGUAUCCUCGAUUGUACCCGCGGUAUUAUCUUUCUUGGGACGCCGCACCACGGAGCUGGACUUGCGAACUUGGCUGAAGUUGUCUCUCGAUCCAUCGGUCUUCUUAAGCAGACGAAUCCAAAAAUCGUGGAUGUUCUCAAGCGCGAUUCCGAGGUACUUGCGCGGAUCCAGGAGGGCUUUCACACGAUGAUCAAGGCACACAGCACAGCAGAAACACCGCCAAUUGAGGUCACUUGCUUCUACGAGGAGCUUCCGGUGCUAGGCGUUGGCUUAGUCGUGCCACAAUACUCGGCCAUCUUGCCCGGUUAUAUCACUAUUGGCAUACAUAGGAACCAUAUGGAUAUGACAAAGUUUGUCAAUUCCGAAGAUCCUGGAUUUGUGGCUGUAUGCGGAGAGCUACGUCGGUGGAUUAGAGACACGGAUCUAAACGAGAGAUCUCACACCAAGAAAUCACCAGCCGUCAAACCUCACGCUGCUUGUCAACAUGGCAAAAAUGGUCGACAAUAUAAUCUUUUCGCUAAUGGCGCCCAAAGGAUUGCAGAUGGACACUACUUUGAGGCUGGAGGAGAUCAGAACUUUGGUAUGAUUCCACCUAAGGGUCAGUAA